Molecule: messenger RNA, 1651 nt
Organism: Pogonomyrmex barbatus (red harvester ant)
Lineage: Eukaryota; Metazoa; Arthropoda; Insecta; Hymenoptera; Formicidae
Source: RefSeq, a predicted model, not a curated record
UCACGCAGAAGGAAGCGCAACCGCAUGCGUUCUUAUCUCACUCAUAAGCUUGUAAUUUUUCCUCCGUUUACUUCACCUUUCCAUUCCUCCUAAUCGUUACGUUUGGCUGCCCGGCUGAAUGUUUGUUUGUAAUUCGCGAUUAAUCGCGUUAUCAAAAUCCUCAAUCGCGAUGCGAUGCCACCCGUAACAGCGCUGGGGCACAGGCGAUCUGUAUCGUUCCCACGUCUCUCAAUCGACGUGGCGUGUCCUAUAAUUCUGGUGGCGAGAUGGAUCCCCCUAUCAUAUACAGAUUCCGUGUACCGGUUCGCGCAACGGUCGCACGAGUGCGGCGAACCCGCUACUCGCGCGAUCGUCGCAGUUGCGUAAAGGACCUCGCUCAUUUCACUCGCGUUGCCGAAGAGCAUUGUACCGCGAAGUCGGGCAUCGUCACACCUUCCCGUCUUGCUCACGCAUAAGGACGUAGACCACGAGGAUGGCGAUGGUCCGACCGCUGUUUUUCCUCAGCAUGGCGUUUUUCGCGCUCGUUGAAGUUCGCGCCGCACCAACGAGAUACGACCAACGGCAGGAAGGCGUUUACAAUAUACGCGCUGAUCUGGAGAACUUCCUCCUCGUCGUGACCCUUCCUAGCAGCAAGGAAUUCAACACCUUUGCGUCGACGGCCCUCGAGGGGCUCCAGCAAGAAUUGCUCCAAUUGGCUCGAUCGAGUUCAUUCAAGGAUCAAGAAUCAAUCAAAUUUGGCGAGCAGAUUCACGAGGAGCCGUAUACCGUGCAAGUUAUACAAAUAAAUGAAAAUCCUGCAAAUAAGGAAAGCUCGGUGCGAAAAACGGAAGAGGGAGACGCAGGAACGUCGAAUAUCUCGGAUCAGCAAUCAACGUCCGUCAACGAGGGACAGACUGAAGAAACGAGAAGUGUCGAGAGAAUCGCGAAGAAUCUGAAGAACUUUGACUUCCCAAAAAGCCGCGAGGUACCGGCUAUUCUGGGAUAUUUCGUGGACGCGAGGAAGUUGCUUGGAUCUAAAAUGGGAAACGCUGGCCAGGCCCGGAACGUGGUCGGGAACGUUUGGAAUCCCGACGUCGAGUCGGGAAGACCGGGAACGUCGUUGAAGAAGCAGUUACCUCGAAGGGGGGAAGAAAAUGUCGCGCUGCCUUCAUCAAACGUUGACAAGAACGACGUGUCUCUGACGUUCCCCGAGGAGAAGCAACAAGAAUUGAGACUGCUGGGCGACGGUGUCGAGAACUGUGGUCCAGGAAGACGUCGCGACGCAUCUGGGCUCUGCCAAUUCGACGAAUCGGCCGGUUCUCUCCUUUAGCUUUAAGCUUCCAUGGCUGUAGUUCUUAAACAAGAUACGCUAGUUAUCGCAAUUAUUUUUUAUGGUGCAAUAUUUUAUUUUUUAUCUAGCAUAAAUGUUAUAUCAGAUCUACUAAUUACAGAUCUGUAGAUAGAAAAGCUCAUUUUCUCUUACUUAUACAAGAGCCAUUUAAGAUAAAAGAAAAAGACGAGGGGUAAUAAAUUAUUUGAUUAAGCAUUAAAUUUAGCAUUAAAACGCGUUAAACGCGAGAUAAUUAUCGUUUUAUGUAAAAUAUACACGUGUGAAGAUUAUAUCGCAUGUAUCUAUUAAGCUAUUCAAUAAAAUACUUAAAAGCAACGUAAA